UCUCUGUUCUGGAAGCCCUCCCAGCCAUCCAUACAAGCAUGGAUGAGACCAGGAGGGGGCACCAGCAAACCCCCAGAACUGUCAUACACCAACACACUGUUGGUAAGAUGGACUCCGGCUGACAUGGUGACUAUGUGAACGACAUUCGGCUACCGGAAGAAGCCCUUCAUCCAGUCAGCUCGAGGCCAUUUGAACAUGAUGUGGUUUUGUGGCUGUGUGUAGCAACAGCAUUUUGGACUAAAAUUUCAACCAGGGGAAGCCUUGGAUGUAAGUUCAGACACUGAAGCAUAUGGGUGUUAAUACUUUUAUAACAAGAGGGUCGUUUUCUUUAACUAAUAAUGUCCAGUAUGUGAAGGAGAAUGCUCCUCUCAGAGCUAAGAUGAGUCAGCACAAGGGCCCCUCAAGCUGUGUUAGCUUGCAAUGCUGUGGGAAGUUUGUCACAGAAAACCAAAAGGAAAAAAGCAAAAGAUGUAUCUUGUAACAAAAGGGCAAAAAGUAACAAAAGGCCAAAAACUAGGGCUAGACCCCAAAUAGCAAGCACAUGAGGUAAAAACUCCCCAUUGGGGACUAAAAUCCUCUAACAGAGGCUCAGGAGAAACCAGGCUUUUGAGGGGGAGCCUAUCCUCUGCUGGCCAGCAAGGUCUAAAGGUAGGAUGGAUAAGACAGAUAUUUUGUAAAUUGGAGAAAUUGAAUUGGGUUGAACCGGGUUCAAAUGAGGGAAAGUAUAGUGAGCAGUUUGAGGGGCGGUGAGAUGCAGUUGGAGCUCCAGGAUAUGAGAAGGUGUGGGCAUGAACCAGGGGAAAAUGGGCAUUUUCCAGCAUACACAUCAGGUUUUUUCUGUUCAAUAAAUAUUCGCACAAGGGUUAAAGUACAUGGGAUCAAAACGGGAUGUAAUUCUCGAUUUGCAUUUUCAUUUUGGCGCGCAUAUGCUUCCUUGUAGCACAGCCUACAAUAGUGAUCUGUGCAAACCUCACAGAUCACUAUCAAGUCUCACCCAUUGACCCUGAGACACACGCAUUUGAACCAGUUCACACGCUCACACGUGAGAAAAGACAGGUGUGGCACCUGUCUUUUCUCACGGUGAGUCGGCCGAGAAGGGAUAAAACCCACUACACGGAAAUAAACAUGAUUUUAAAAGCAGUCUCGUUGUAUUUGGAGCCACGUUUGGACACUUGAGGAUCUUUUGACAUUUUUUGGUGAUCUUUACCCGUCUGGCCGGUAGGCGGGGUUACUGUGAGGAUCUGCCGCGUUUGUCCCACUCUGCACCUGCACGCUCAGAAAGGCGGUGUGCUCUGAUGGGUAGGUAUACUGUGAACAACGCUCCAGUAAGUUAGUACGUUUUAAAUAGUAAAAUAUUGUUUCAGUUGAGAACUUCGACAUAUUUCAUUUGUCACGUCAUUUUUUUCUAUGAAUUGUAGUGUUUGGCUGCAAUACAAAGUCCCGCAGGAGGUUUUUAACCUUCCAUGUCGAAGAAUUGUAUGCAAACUUAACGUUAGCUACUAGCUGCUAUUAGCCUAUGUUUGGGAACAUUGCUUAAAUAUGCGCGAAUAUGAAAGUUUAAAUGCAGUUCCUUAUGUUUUGCUUGUGCAGCCAAUGAAAAGAUGCCCCUGCGAAAAUGAGAGAUAAUUGAUGUUAUUUCGAAUUUAAAUGUUUACUGAUAGGGGUUUACAGUCUACCAGACAAUUUUACAAGAAAAACACGGAGUAUUUUAUUAAUUUAUUUAUUAAAAUUCAAUUUACUUGACACUGCACCAAUCUGCCCCCUGCCUAAACCUUGCAGGGGCCCCCCGAUAUUUUGCGUUACGCCACUGGGCAAUAUCGUGAUAUUUUGAAGAUAUCGUAUCGUACCGUAAAAUUUCAUAUCGGUUCAUCCCUACCACACACACACACACAGUCAGUCACGCACGCACAUACACACUCAGUCACACCCUCGCACAAAUGCUCACAAAGAUCACCUCUCCCGAACUAUUACAUUUUUUUCUUACAUGUGUAACUAAAUCAAUUUAUUUUAUUCAGCUGAGUUUGUCUUAUUGGUUUGGCCUGUCAUUUUCGGUUCUAUUUGUUUUAUUUGUGCUGGUCAAUUAUAAACUAAAUUAUAGUUUAUAUAAACUCAAUUAUAAACUAAAUUAUAAUUGGGAGAAGUGGAUUCGGCCGAGGGGCCUCUGCGACCAAAACAUACACAGUGUCUAUUUGCUCCAGCCCUGAUUUGCAAUCUCACUCUGAGUUUUUCAUGAAACUUGAGAGCCUUGUCGCGUUAAUCAUGAAUUGUGUUCUUAUUAAUUUGGUUAAACCACAGAACAAAAUUACCAUUCCCAUAAUUCUAGGGGAGACAAAAUGGUGAGAGAAAUGGAGCCGGCGUAAUUAGGAGAGAGCUGAGGAAACUUUUCAAUACCUAAUCGAUUUCCUAACCGUAAAUUCAGCAACUCAUGUUUGUAAAACGUGUGGCUAGGUGUUUACUAAGUUAAUAAGGCUGCAGUUGUUUGGAGAUAACAAUGCUUAUUUGCUACUUUACGUUACACCUGAUGACACUGAAACAAGUCAUUUGUGUAAACGUUUAUCUGGACGCAUUCAGAUAACGUGCAGUUAUUUAAAUAAUUCAUAGCGUCGUCAUGUGUCAUUUGCUUCAGCAGGCUUUGGUGGUCUUGCCGACAAUCGCUGAGAUGGUCAAAGAACAAAAUCACUGUUUUUGUUUUACUUUGGGAGGCUACUAGGUGCGUGAUGAUAACAUGAAGUUAAUUUAGGUUACAAAGUAGAUUACGGUGAUCUAAACGCAGAGUAAAAUUAAAAGAUUUGUGAACAUCGUGGAUAUCGGCACGGCUUGGACGCAAACUGACCAAUGGAGACAAUGGACCAGACCUAUGCCUUAUAUAAAUGGUUACCAGAGCAAAAAAAAAAAGUCCAUUAACAGUUAUUUUUUAUCCAUUUAUGUGUUAUGAUGAAUGUUGAACUUUUUAAAAAUGUAUAUAUGUUUGCUGACCGAAGAACAUAUCACGGGGGAUCCCCACAGUGAUCAUAAGAACACUUUCUUGUGUUUGCAAAAUUCAUGUUUGCAAAUCAGAUUCUGUCUCAUAUGUGAUCAUCAUAGAGAAAAUGUUUGGUAAUUAAAUCAUUGCAGUCGGUUUCAAACCUUUAUCUUUUUUUGGUUAAUGAAGCUAAAUAAUUGCCUUAGAAUUUGGUGGAUUAAUUUAUGAAAUCAUUUAAGAAUAAUUUAUGAAUGUAAUUUACACAACCCUCUCCCUGUUUUUUGUUUUUACCACUCAGGGAUGCAUAUGCAAAUAGGAAAUGACAUAUGUAUGAACUGGCAAGGUGAACAUUAUUACAAUCUCCAGUGAAUUUUAAUGUUUGUGUGUGUGUCCAUGUGUAUGUGGUUUCUCCACAGGCUGGGUUGGUGUAAUCUCACAGAGGGCUGCUGUGAUGUUCUGGCCUCAGUCUUGCGUUCUCCUCACUCAGAUCUGAGUGAUCUGGAGCUGAGAGACAACGAGCUGCAGGAUUCAGGAGUGAGAGCGCUCUCUGCUGGACUGGAGGAGCCACACUGUAAACUGCAGAGACUGGGGCUGUCAGGCUGUAGAGUCACACAGAGAGGCUGUGAUUCUCUGGCUUCAGCUCUGUGUUCAAACCCCUCACACCUGAGAGAGCUGGACCUGAGAUACAAUCACCCAGGAGACUCAGGAGUGAGAGCGCUGUCUGCUGCUAAACUGGACACACUCACACUGCUUGUGGAACAUGGUGGAGAGAACAGGAUUAAACCAGGACCCAGGAAAUACGGCUGUCGGCUCACACUGGAUCCAAACACAGCGCACAGAGAGCUGUCUCUGUCUGAGGGGAACAGGAAGGUGACAAACACACCGUGGAGAAAGGAGCCAUAUCCUGAUCAUCCAGAGAGAUUUGAGUCCUGGGAGCAGGUUCUGUGCAGAGAGAGUGUGUGUGAGCGCUGUUACUGGGAGGCUGAGUGGAGUGUGUCUGAGGGGGGAGGGGCUGAUAUAGCAGUGACAUAUAAAGGAAUCAGCAGGAAAGGAGGGGGUGAUGACUGUGGGUUUGGAGGGAAUAAAAACUCCUGGAGUCUGUGGUUCAGUAAACACAGUUACUCUGUCCGUCACAAUUAUAACCUCACACCCCUACCUGCCCGCCCCUCCCCCUACCACAGAGCAGGAGUGUGUGUGUACAGGGUAGGAGUGUGUGUGGACCGUCCGGCUGGCACUCUGUCCUUCUACAGCGUCUCUGACUCUGACACACUGACCCUCCUGCACACAUUCCACACACACUUCACUCAACACACACCCCUCUGUGCUGGUUUUUAUGUGUGGGAGGGCUGCUCAGUGUCCCUCUGCCAACUGGAGUAGAGACACACACACACACACACACACCCCUCCACCCCACAAACACACACACUGUGGCACCCCACGGGGAGAGAGAGGCAGAGAGAGCAGGAAUAAGUGUGUCCAAAAUUAUAUUUUAAUACAUUUUCUUUAAGUGUCUUCAGGACACUUUCUUU
This is a messenger RNA of Conger conger (European conger), 4491 nucleotides long. RefSeq names its product tripartite motif-containing protein 16-like. Lineage: Eukaryota; Metazoa; Chordata; Actinopteri; Anguilliformes; Congridae. The record is from RefSeq and is a predicted model, not a curated record. The coding region runs from base 3338 to 4339 and encodes 333 amino acids. The transcript has 4 exons. Gene Ontology annotation, molecular function: protein binding.